AUGUUUACACUAUUUUUUUUAAUUAUCUCUCAUCUACUGUACACAGGGAUAAAAGUGUUUACAAGUAGUGGUGAUAACAUAGUUCACCAUAAUGAUACAAACACUGGUGAACCUUGUCGAUGCCAUCCAAUUGGAUCGAUCGUUCGUCAUGACUGUGACCGAAGAAGUGGACAGUGCCGGUGCAAACAAGGGGUAGCUGGCUUAACCUGCGAUCGCUGCCAAGAUGGAUAUCACCAAACCCGCUCGCCACUUAAUCCUUGCACAAAAGAUUUCACAUCUCGUGCAGUAGCCUGGCACAUACACCCGGAGAUGUGAACUGUCCGUCAUGUAGCAUCAACAAGGAAAGAAUCAAACUGAAAAAAUUCUGUCGUAAAGAUGCAGUGUUUGAAGCAACUUUUAAAUCACGUGAACUUCAUGGGAAUAUGGCUCGUUUCGAAAUGCAAGUCAUGCAAGUGUGGAGAAUCAAUAAACAAUCUCUUAAGGGAAGUUCAGGUAUCUACUGGCCUACUUCCAAGAAUUUCAUCGAUUCGGGCACAAUACCGAAGAUGAACAUGAAGAAGUAAUGAAAAAGAAUCAGAAUGAAUUUAUUCCUGUAUGGGUUCGUCUGAAUGAUUUACGAUGCAAAUGUCCUUAUAUUGAACUGGAACUUCAUAUCUUAUAGUCACAGAUUUCGAGAGCUUCACAAAUAAAGUGAGAAACGAACUGUUAUUUUCGGUUAAAACUGCUGUUUUACCUUGGCGCACAAGUUGGAAGCGCAGACUUAUUCGAUUUCGUAGAAGAGAAAAUCGUGGAGCCUGCGAAAAGUUUCGUGAACCUACUAAACUCCUUAGUGUUUUUCGACCGAAACAAUCACUGACAGUUCCAAUGGCACACCGUGUCUGGUAUUCAACAAGUACUUCUCGAUUUUCCUCGUCAAAUCAUAAAAGUCCUUCAUAUUCCUUGUCUUUAAGACCUUAUUCAAGCUAUAGAAAUGAUCAUGAAGUGUUUUAAGACGGUUUACAAUUCAUUUACUCAUAUCAUUCUGAACUAUGUACAAAAGUUUUUCAUUUAAAAGCACCCAUCUAUCCACUAUACCAAUGUCAAUUUAAAACUUCUCUGUAAAUUUUGAAGGUAUUUCUAAAUAAGCAUUCAUGGUCAUCUAUGCAUGAAUUUUAAUAUCAAAUGCAAACAGAAUGUUUACUUCAAGUAAUAUUAUAACAUGCAUGCAAGAAUAUUUAUGGUUGACCUCUUAAAAAACUUUAGGUUUCAUUUAUAACAAUGAAAGGUAUAUGCGCACAAAACAAACACAGUACGAGAAAAACAAUCACUUAUCACCAUAAGUACUUCAUAUUUUUUUUAUCCACUCCGGAAACAUUUAUAGCUCGUUUAUAAUCUCCUUUCACAGCAUUUGAAUGAUUUGUAGAACCAUUUCUCUUCUUCCAGUUUAUAACAAGUUUAAGAAGCCAAACCUUUUACUUUCCUUCUUCUUAUUCGACUAAAUACUACUACGACUAUCACUACUGCUGGUGAUGUUGAGUUUGUUUGCAGUCGCAACUUAAAUUAAAAAAACUAUGUCCAUUUUUAUUGAAAACAAGUUGUAGAUUUCUCAUGCUACGUAUCGUUUAAAACGAAGGAUUGCUUCAAACGUUUCGAAACAGUAAAUGUUUCAGAAAGAAAUUUGAAUUAGUUGCGC
This is a messenger RNA of Heterobilharzia americana, 1672 nucleotides long. Lineage: Eukaryota; Metazoa; Platyhelminthes; Trematoda; Strigeidida; Schistosomatidae. The record is from the annotation of a GenBank genome assembly.